AUGACAUGCUCUAAUCUACCUUGCAGGUCGACCAGCCCACGCCACGAGGCAGGCCGAUGCCAACCCCAGACCAACCCAACUGAAGAGCGCACCUCCGAUUCGGUGGAACCUCUUCCAGUUGUUGUAUUACCUGCGAUCGAAAAGGCGCCAAGGCUCACGACUAUUCUUCAGAACACGAAGCAGGACAAGGAAAAUGGCCGUGUAGCUCGGAAGAGGGUACCAUCCCGGUCAGCCCCUCACUCGGAGUCGGGAUCUGGUAUAUCCAAACGCCGCCGGGAGGUCAAGCCGCAUCAAUUCACCGAGGAGAAACUGUUUGAGCUCCUUAUUGGAAAAAUUAGAACGCGGGAGGAAAGAGAGGCCGCAGUUGCCGACAUGCAGCAGCGAUUACAUACCGAAAACGUUCGCUUGAAAGAGGAAAACAGGGAGCUUCAAGAGAAAAACGAAAUAUACGAAGGGCGACUUGGCAUCCUGGAUGCAGAAUCCAGAUCUUACCGUUCUCAGAUCAACGGCUGGAAAGAAAGAGUGUCCAGAUUCAAAAAGAUUGUCAACGACCUGGGCAGAGAUUAUGAAAAUCUCCGAGCCGAUACAGAAAGAUUCAAGACAACGGCAACUGCUCUCCAGAAUGACAGAAGCGACAUACUCAAUUCCAUAAAUAACAUCAAGCUCCAAAUUCUUCGGGCAGAAGAGUCGACUGAUGAACAGCGCUCGAAAGUUUCUGACAGUGAGAAACAGAUUGCUGUCCUGCAGCGGGAGGUACUCGCCUCUCGGGAGCGGGAGGGCCAGGCAAAGUCAGCCCUUGCUGAAGAAAAAAGGCGGAAUGGCGUGCUAGAGUCAUACGUUCAAAAUUAUUCUCGGAACCAUAUGAGACAGCUGAAGAUGAUCAGAAGUGAUCACUCGCAUCUGUUGGACAAACUGAUGUCUGCCCUUGACAGUAUUUCGGAAGGCUCUGAAAACUCGAGAGAUACAGUUCUGUCCGAGAUGCGAUCUUGUUUUGACUCAAUGGCGAUUCGCCUGUCUGAUCACGAGAAAUCGGUCACCAACGCGAAUGUUGAUGUUUCGCACAGUAUCCAAGAGAACACGAGGUUGAUCGGAGUCGAGCUCGGCCCUGCGUCAAAGGUCGUCGAACAGCUCGGUCUUUGCAACAAGUCCCACGAAGCCUUAAUGAACACAUUAGGGGUAGUCUCACCAACAUUGAGCGAGCUUGACACGUCGGUGAAGACUUUAGCCGCUGGCGGGAAUCAUCUCGUACACGAGCUGAAAAACUUUGGGACGAGGUUGGACGAGAUUCAAUUGCAUGCAAACAACCAGGAGCUUGCCACGGAGUUGUCUGCCAAGUUCUCCGAGAAUACCCAGCUUCAGAUUCGACUCCACGACACCUGUUCGGAUCUUGAGAACAUACGAGUUAAAUUGCACGAGCGAGAGGCAGAGAAUCAGAAAUUGGAAAGGUUGGUCACAGAAUCAGGUGCCAAAUGCCAGUCGCUUGAGCACCAGAAAAUGCAAGUGGAGGCUGAAAACACUUGCCUGAAACGCCAAGUCGAGUCUUCUAAGGAGGAUGCACGGAAAUUGAUUGAUGAAGAGAUUGCUUCAUCCAGAACUGGGAUGCAGGAUGAGUACGAAGAGCAACUGCGGGUCAUUCGACAAGAGAAAGGAAAGAUCGAGACUUCGUCUGAAAUGCUUGCGAGUCAACUUGAAGACGUACAGAAAUCGUUGAAGAAGGCUGAGGCCCAGAAAUUGAUCGACGACCAGAAGCGAGAGCGAGUCUCUUUGGUAGGUCACUCGGCGCAAGGCAUGACAGAUGCUGAAGAUAUUUUUCAGGUUCGCGAAUCAGAGGAACGAAUUCGACAGUUGACAGAUUCAAAUUCUUUGUCCAUGGCCCAAGUGAGCGCUCAGACGGAAGAUAUCAAAAGAUUCCAAGAGUCAGAAGCAGCAUCGUGCAUAGAAAGGGAUGAUUUGCAAGAGCAACUCAGACUGGCUCAUGAAAAAGUUCACGAAUUGGAGCAAAAGUCGACAGCCGUCAGAGCAGAUCCUCCGAUGACGGAGCCUUUCGUUGGAAAUAUCGUCCCUUUUUCGGCGGUUGAACGCCAGCUCGCAUCCCAGCGAGGCGCGUCGCUUUGCUAUGAGCCUGCUGAUUUUGCAAUGCUGUUUAUGUCUGACGAGAUGUGUCCCUCCUCGCCUUACAAUGUCGAGGGUGCAAAGAAAUCCGUGGCCAGCCCGGAGAAGACGUCACAGCAGGGCAAGGAACCACAAAAACAUCAAGUUGAUAUUGCCGAGAAGAUAGUCGAACCCUCUUCAAAGAAUCAGUCGCCUGUCAGAUCCAAGCGCAAAGCCGUCAACUUCAAGUCUCAAAAACUGCCGACGGACAUCACAGAGCAAACAUCGAGUACCAAGUCAAUCCUGACGAAAGUGGAACAUGAACCUGAAGACCGCCCUAGCAAAGUGACAAAGCAUGUCCACAAGUGGACAUACAGCCGAAUUCGCAGCACAGGACCUGAUAUUCAACGCGAACAGUCCGCUGGGCCUUCUCAUGUGUCUGUUGUCGAACGACGCACGAGCCCGAAAGGACUAGUGUCCGCUAACAGUGGCCAGAAAGCACCUACUCGUGGUGCUGGUCGGGGCCGGGGAAAACGGCGAUCUCGAGGUAGGUCGAGAAUGAAGCCAAGUUCCAUUUGA
This is a messenger RNA of Penicillium argentinense, 2670 nucleotides long. RefSeq lists its product as uncharacterized. Lineage: Eukaryota; Fungi; Ascomycota; Eurotiomycetes; Eurotiales; Aspergillaceae. The record is from RefSeq and is a predicted model, not a curated record. Bases 1 to 2670 code for a protein of 889 amino acids. The transcript is spliced from 2 exons.